Heterostelium album PN500 is the source of this 963-nucleotide messenger RNA. RefSeq lists its product as uncharacterized. The coding region runs from base 1 to 963 and encodes 320 amino acids. The transcript has 3 exons. Gene Ontology annotation, molecular function: ribokinase activity. NCBI's taxonomy places the organism in Eukaryota, Evosea, Eumycetozoa, Acytosteliales, Acytosteliaceae. Gene Ontology annotation, biological process: D-ribose metabolic process. The record is from RefSeq and is a predicted model, not a curated record.
AUGGAACGACAAGAGAGAUAUAUUUGUGUAAUUGGUGCAUCCAAUUGGGAUAUGUUUACUUAUUGUGACAGAAUCCCUGUUAUUGGUGAAACUAUAAAGGGAACUGAUUUCAAAGUGUCGUUUGGUGGCAAAGCUGCCAACCAAGCAGUUCAAGCAUCUCUAUUAAACACAAAAUCUCUGGGUGACGAUGUAUUUGGUAAUAAUACAUUGAAUAACUUUAAGAUUAGAGGUGUCUCUGUUGAACAUGUAAAUAUUGUACCUGGUGUUCCUUCAGGUUGUGCAUCUAUCACCGUCGACAAAGAGGGAUCAAACAACAUCAUUAUAGUCGGUGGAUCAAACGAUCUACUAGGAGAGCAAGAUGUAAUAGAAGCAACUAAAACCAUACAAAAUGCAUCCUAUCUUCUCUGUCAACUUGAAGUAAAUCUAAAGACAACAUUGAAAGCAUUAUCAAUUGCAAAAGAAUCAAAGUGUAAAACAAUAUUAAAUGUAUCACCAGUUACAAAUGACACAGAGAUGUUGAUGAAUAUGUUGGGUUGCGUAGAUAUUUUAAUUGUUAAUGAAGUUGAACUGAUCAAGUUGUCGAAUGAUCAUCAAGUGGAUGUCGAGAAUCUAGAGUCAGUACAUCAUGGAGCUCGUGAGUUGCUCAGAUUACAUAUAAUGGUUAGCGAUGUAAUUGUUACUCUCGGUGCAAAAGGAUGUGUUUUGGUGAACAGACUAUCUAUAGAUAAAUAUCAGCAUAUUAAACAUCGUGAUAAUGCCACCAUGGGUAAACCUGUAGUUGACACGACCGGUGCUGGUGAUUCUUUUAUCGGUGCAUUGGCACACUACCUAACCACCAGCAUGUUACCACUGGCAGAGUCUAUAGAACGAGCAUGCAAUGUUGCAGCGAUCUGUGUAACUAGAUACGGAACACAAACAAGUUAUGCUACAUUCUUAGAGUUAUCACCUGAAGAUCAGAUAUAA